This is a messenger RNA of Lathyrus oleraceus (garden pea), 1616 nucleotides long. RefSeq names its product thaumatin-like protein 1b. The record is from RefSeq and is a predicted model, not a curated record. The coding region runs from base 207 to 1175 and encodes 322 amino acids. Lineage: Eukaryota; Viridiplantae; Streptophyta; Magnoliopsida; Fabales; Fabaceae. The transcript is spliced from 2 exons.
CAAGCUAGCUCCCACAUGGUUCCCUCGAAACCCGAACCGAAAACCCGGUAAAAUUACUGAACUCCAUUCAGAACCACCCGGAAAAUCGUCUUCAUUUUCUGUGUAAUUUAGCAAUAUCUAUUUGUUGCCUAUAAAAGCUAAAGUUCCAAAUUCCAUUUUCAGUAAACUUUUUGUUCCCUAAUAAAUUCUUAUCAAUAAUUCAAUACAUGGAUCAAUUAAGUACAAAAUUAUUCUUAUUUUUCCUCACACUUUAUCUUUCAUCAUCACUGGUGAUAUCAACAACCUUCAUAUUUGUUAACAAAUGCAACUACACAGUUUGGCCGGGACUUCUUUCCAACGCCGGAAUUGCGCCGAUUUCAACCACCGGUUUCGUUCUCCAAUCCGGCGAUUCUAAAUCAAUCACUCCACCCGCUUCCUGGGGAGGCCGUUUCUGGGGACGCACACACUGUUCCCAAGACUCCACCGGAAAAUUCACUUGCCUCACCGGCGAUUGUAACUCCGGUAAACUUGAAUGCUCCGGCAACGGAGCCACACCACCUGCUACCUUAGCGGAGUUCACUCUCGACGGAUACGGUGGACUCGAUUUCUUCGACGUGAGUUUAGUUGACGGUUACAACGUGCCUAUGUUGGUCGUUCCACAAGGUGGCUCCGGUGAUAACUGUACGAGUACUGGUUGCGUUGGGGAUUUACUCACCGCCUGUCCAUCAGAGCUUAGGGUUACGAGCGUGGACGGGAAAGAGAGCGUCGCGUGUAGAAGUGCGUGUGAGGCGUUUGGAUCGGCGCAGUAUUGUUGCAGCGGCGCGUAUGGUUCGCCUAACACUUGCAAGCCUUCGAGUUAUUCUCAGAUGUUUAAGAACGCUUGCCCACGCGCGUAUAGCUACGCGUACGAUGAUAAGACUAGCACGUUUACAUGUGCUUCUGCUUCUGAAUACAUAAUCACGUUUUGCCCUCCCGCUAAUAGCAAGUUCCCCAGUCAGAAAUCGUGGCAGGGACAAAAUCCGAAAUCAGAUGGCAGUGAUUCAUCCGCGCAGCUUAACAACGGUUCAAUGGUGUACGUUGGUGCCUAUGAUCAGAGUGAAAUAUCAUGCUCGACUUGUAUCCAUAUAUGGAAAUCCAAAACCCUUCUCACUAUCACAACGGCUAUGUGGUUCUUGUGUCACAUUUUCCAGUUCUAAUCACUGCCUCCUUCAACCUUAAGAUUAGGUUCAUGAGCCACGUUUCCCACAAAAUUAGGUUCAUGAACCCACGUUUCCUAUGCAUAAAGAAUUGUCGGAACCUCUAUAUCAUUGUUUAAUUCAUUGGGCCCGCAUAUCUUGCCAUGGUGACAAGCAUGUUAGUCAUUUUAUCGUGUCCUUAAAGGCUGUGUGACUCACUACGAAGGGAUGAUAUUCCAACCUUAAGAUAGAAAAGCCCUUAAAACAAAGAGGUAAAUACAUUCUACUUAUGGAUGAAAAACUAUGAUAGUGGGUGGCCAAUGGCCAUUAUUUAUUUCCAUGUCGUUGAGAUGAAGAGGUAUACAUAGAAUUGAAUUGAAUUAUUUGUAUUGUGGGCUAUGCUAUUCAUUUAUUGGUCAUAGAAUAAUAACAAUACGAGCUAAUGGACUCGUUUUUUAAGUA